Babjeviella inositovora NRRL Y-12698 is the source of this 2166-nucleotide messenger RNA. It is a transcript of the gene STT3, whose product is annotated as dolichyl-diphosphooligosaccharide--protein glycosyltransferase subunit. The coding region runs from base 1 to 2166 and encodes 721 amino acids. Gene Ontology annotation, molecular function: dolichyl-diphosphooligosaccharide-protein glycotransferase activity. Gene Ontology annotation, biological process: post-translational protein modification. Lineage: Eukaryota; Fungi; Ascomycota; Pichiomycetes; Serinales. The transcript has a single exon. The record is from RefSeq and is a predicted model, not a curated record. Gene Ontology annotation, cellular component: membrane.
AUGAAACCGCUGACGUCUGUGCUUCAGACUACCGCUUUUGCGUUGAAAGUGGUGAUUAUCCUCUCGAUCGCCGGUGCUGCCAUCUCGUCGCGGUUGUUUUCGGUGAUUCGUUUCGAGUCCAUCAUCCACGAGUUCGAUCCAUGGUUCAACUACCGUGCCACCAAGUACCUCGUGGAAAACAACUUCAAUGAUUUCCUCAACUGGUUCGACGACAGAACUUGGUACCCCUUGGGCAGAGUCACUGGUGGGACCUUGUACCCUGGCCUCAUGGUCACCUCCGGUGCCAUCUGGCAUGUGUUGCGCAAGCUCUCCAUGCCGAUUGACAUUCGUAACAUCUGUGUGUUGCUCGCGCCGGCAUUUUCUGCCUUAACCGCCUACGCCACCUACCUCUUCACCUCCGAGCUCAAGGACAGUGGGGCCGGGCUCUUGGCCGCGGCGCUCAUCGCCAUUGCGCCGGGCUACAUCUCGCGCUCGGUCGCCGGGUCCUACGAUAACGAAGCCAUCGCCAUCACCUUGUUGAUGACCACCUUUUAUCUCUGGAUCAAGGCGUGCAAGCUCGGCUCCAUCUUCUGGUCCGCGUUGUCUGCGCUUUGUUACUUCUACAUGGUGGCUGCUUGGGGUGGGUACGUGUUCAUCACGAACUUGAUCCCGCUCCACAUCUUUGUGUUGAUCUUGAUGGGUAGAUACUCCGCCAAGCUCUAUGUCGCCUACACCACCUGGUACGCCUUGGGGACCUUGGCCUCGAUGCAGAUCCCGUUCGUCGGCUUCCUCCCAAUCAGAUCCAACGAUCACAUGGCCGCCCUUGGGGUGUUUGGCUUGAUCCAGUUGGUUGCGUUUGGUAACUACGUCAAGUCCAGCACCUCCUCCAAGCAGUUCAAGACCUUCUUGACCGUCUCCUUGGUGUUGAUCAUCGCGCUCGGGGUCUCCGGCUUGUUUGCGUUGACCGCCGCCGGCCUCAUCGCGCCGUGGACCGGCCGUUUCUACUCCUUGUGGGAUACUGGCUACGCCAAGCUCCACAUUCCAAUCAUUGCGUCGGUGUCCGAGCACCAGCCGACCGCCUGGCCGGCGUUCUUCUUUGACACCCAGUUUUUGAUCUGGUUGUUCCCAGCGGGGAUCUACCUCUUAUUCCAGGACUUGGCCAACGAACACGUCUUUGUGAUCAUCUACUCUGUGUUGUGCUCCUACUUUGCCGGUGUCAUGAUCAGAUUAAUGUUGGUGUUGACCCCGGUCAUCUGUGUGUGCGGUGCCAUCGCCAUCUCCAAGUUGUUCGAUGUCUACUUGAACCUCAGAGAGCUUGCUGCCACCAGUGAAGAGACCAGGAAGGACAGGAUAUUCCAGCUCCUCUCCAGAAUGAUUGUGAUUAUGUCGUUCGGCUUCUAUCUUUGCUUCUUUGUCUACCACUGCACUUGGGUCUCCUCCACUGCCUACUCCUCGCCUUCGGUCGUGCUUGCUUCCAGAAACCCGGACGGGUCGCAGGCGAUCAUUGACGAUUACAGGGAGGCGUACUACUGGUUGAGAAUGAACUCUCCCGAAGACGCCAAAAUCAUGGCCUGGUGGGAUUACGGGUACCAGAUUGGUGGGAUGGCUGACCGUACCACGCUCGUCGACAACAACACCUGGAACAACACCCACAUUGCCACCGUCGGUAAGGCGAUGAGCAGUCCGGAAGACAAGGCCUACGAAAUCUUGGUCAACCACGACGUGGACUACGUCCUUGUGAUCUUCGGGGGUUUGUUAGGCUACUCUGGCGACGACAUUAACAAGUUCUUGUGGAUGGUUAGAAUCUCUGAGGGCAUCUGGCCGGAGGACAUUAGUGAGAGAAGCUUCUUCACCGCUCGAGGCGAGUACAAGGUGGACGAUCAGGCUUCGCAGACCAUGCAAAACUCGUUGAUGUACAAGUUAUCCUACUACCGUUACCACGAGGUGUUUGGCAUGCAGGCCGCUACCGACAGGGUCAGAAACCAGGUGAUUCCCAAGAAGGACAUUGAGUUGGACUCCUUGGAAGAGGUCUUUACCUCCGAGAACUGGAUUGUCAGGGUCUACCAGGUCAAGAAGGGCGACAACGCCGGCAGAAACUUGCAGGAGGCUGGCAGCUUUGAGAGAAAGGCCAAGGGCGGCAGAAACAGAAGUGCCAAGAAGCCAGAGGUUGGCUUGAGAGAGCUCUAA